GGAUGAAUCCGGAUGCAGGAGGAGGAGAAGCGGGCCCGGACGGCCUGGCAACGGCAGGUUCUGGUAAAACCGAGUCCGUCCGGGCCGUCGAUGUGCUGACGGUGCUCCGAGAAAAAGUGGCCUUCGUGUCGGGUGGGCGGGACAAACGAGGCGGACCGAUCCUGACCUUCCCCGCCAGGACCAACCACGAUCGAAUAAAACAGGAAGACCUCAGCCGACUGGUCACCUACUUAUCAACCAUACCGAGCGAGGACGUGCGCGCCCGGGGCUUCACCGUGGUGGUGGACAUGCGCGGCAGCAAGUGGGACAGCGUGAAGCCGGUGCUGCGAACGCUGCAGGAGUCCUUCUCCUCCCACAUCCACACGGCGCUGCUCAUCAAACCCGACACCUUCUGGCAGAAACACAAGACCAACCUGGGCAGCGCCAAGCUCAGCUUCGAGACCAGCCUGGUGUCGGUGGAGGGCCUGUCCCGGCUCGUGGACCCGUCCCAGCUGACGGCCGACCUCGGCGGCGCGCUGGAGUACGACCAUGUGGAGUGGACGGAGCUGCGUCUGGGUCUGGAGGAGUUCUCGGGGGCCGCCACGCAGCUGCUGGCCCAGCUGGAACAGCUGGAGGCCGGGCUGAACCGCACGCCCGAGCCGCAGGACGUGGACGAGGCGCGCAGGCUGCUGGAGGAACACGGCCGCCUUCGCAACACCAUCGCCACGGCGCCGGUCGACGGCCUGGACCGCGAGGGGAAGAGCCUGCUGCAGCGCAUGCGCCUCGGGCCGGCGCACGGCGACGCCUCUAACGAAGGCGGCGGCGGCGGCGGGGGGGGCACCUGGCUGUCAGGGGGGGCAGACUUCCAGAGUGUGGCGCCGAAGGUGUCGUCCCUGCUGGAGCGGCUGCAGGCGGCCCGCGGCCACCUGCUGCAGUGCUGGAGCGACAGGAAGCUGCACCUGGACCAGGCGCUGCAGCUGCACCUGUUCGAGCAGGACGCCACCAAGAUGUCGGAGUGGAUCGCUCACAGCAAAGAGCUGUUCCUGCAGAGCCUGGCGGAGGUCGGCCAGAGCCACCAGCACGCCGUGGACCUGCAGACGCAGCACCAGCACUUCACCGCCAACUGCAUGAACGGCAGCGUGAACGUGGACAGCGUGGUCACCGUGGCGGCGAGGCUCGCAGAGGCCGGACACUACGGGGCGGAGCGGAUCGCCUUGGUGUCGUCACGGUUACAGGAAGACUGGAAGUCCCUGACGACGGCGCUGGAGGAGCGCAGCAACACGCUCGCCAUGGCAACCGGCUUCCACCAAGGGGCGGAGCAGUUCCUGCACCGGGUGGAGGGAUGGGUGCAGCUGUGCUCCGAGGGCUCGUUGCCGUCGGAAACGGCAGAGCUGGAGGCCGCCGUCAAAACACACCAGGAGCUCAACGAGGAGAUCUCUGCCAACUACACACAGGUCAGUGAAAGUGGAAAAGCAUUACUGGAUGUCCUUCAGCGUUGCCCGGCAACCGAAUCGGACGAAUCAGCAGCCAAACCAGACUUCAGUAGUGCCACGCACGGCAUCAUGGGAGCUCUGCACCAGGUGAUGCAGGGGCACCAUGAGGUGGAGGGGGCGUGGCAGCACCGUAAGCUCCGCCUCCACCAGCGCCUGCAGCUGUGUGUGUUCCAGCAGGAUGUCAGACAGGUUCUGGACUGGGUGGAGCAGCAUGGAGAGGUUUUCCUCAACAAACACACCGGUGUGGGGAAGUCCCUGCACCGGGCGCGAGCGCUGCAGAAACGCCACGACGAUUUCCAGCAGGUCGCACAGAACACGUACACGAACGCAGAGAAGCUCCUGGAAGCAGCAGAUCAGCUGGCUCAGUCGGGAGAGUGUGAAGAGGAGGAGAUCUACCAGGCGGCCCGGGACCUGGAGCUCAGGAUGCAGGCCUUCAUCCAGCGGGUUGAACAGAGGAAGCUGCUGCUGGACCUCGCUGUGUCUUUCUACACCCACACCAAGGAGCUGUCGGCGUGGAUGGACGGCCUCCAGAAGCAGCUGUCCUCAGACGUGCUGGUGUGCCCGGACACGGUGGAGGCUCUGCAGGCUCUGAUCAGCCAGCAGCAGCAGCAGCAGGCCAACACACAGGAAGCUGCGAUGAGUGUCAUCCGGGAAGGAGAAGACCUCAUCCUGCAACUCAGGCCGCAGGGCAGCUCGGUGGCCCACGUGGAGUCGGUUCUGCAGCAGCUGGAGGAGUCCCACGUGCAGCUGGAGGAGCUGUUCCACCAGAGGAAGAUCCGGCUCGACGUCUACCUGCAGCUGCGCAUUCUGCAGCAGUGCACCCUGGAGGUAACUGGUGAAAUGGACGCCUGGAAACAGGAUCUCCAAAAGCAGUCCCAGGACUUCCCCACGGAGAAGCUCGCGUCCCCGCGGCUCGCCGACACGAACCCGGACAAGCUGUCGCUGGGCCAGUCGCGCCUGGCGGAGGCGAGCCCGGAGGCGCUGACGCUGGCGCAGCAGCGCAUCCACAGGCACAUGGAGCGGCGGCUGGCGAUGAACAACAUGGUUUACGAGGUCAUCCAGCAGGGCCACGACCUGCAGCAGUACAUCACUGAGGUCCAGGCGUCGGGUAUGGAGCUGUCCGAGGUGGAGGGAAGCCUCUCCUCCCAGGUGGAGGAGCUGCAGCGCCUCCUGCAGGACAAGCAGAAGGAGCUGCAGCAGAUGGCCGACCACACACACACCCAGCUGGAGCAGCACCUGCAGCUGAGACACCUGCAGAACCAGGUCAAACAGGUGCUGGGCUGGAUCUCGGAGGGGGAGGUGAUGCUGUCGUCCUGCAUGCUGAACUCCAGCUGCCUGUCCGAGGCCGAGCAGCUGCAGAGGGAGCAUGAGCGGCUGCAGCAGGCCAUCGAGGCCCUGCUGCACGCCGACUCGCUCCAGAGAACCCACCAGGUGGCGCUGGCCCUGCAGCAGAGAGCAGAGCUGCUGGUCAGGUCGGGCCACUACGACCCCGAUGCAGUGAGGUCGUGCGCCCAGACGGUGGCGCUGCACUGGCAGACGCUGAUGCUGAGGAUCGAGGACCGACUCAAACUGGUCAACGCGUCUGCCGCCUUCUACAGGACGUCCCAGCAGGUGUGUGGCGUCCUGGAGAGCCUGGAGCAGGAGUACCGGCGGGAGGAGGACUGGUGUGGAGGAGGAGAGCGCAGCCGGAGCAGCUUGCUGCCGCUCAUCAACAAGCACAUGGAGCAGAAGGAGGCCUUCCUGAAGGCCUGCACACUCGCCAGACGGAACGCCGAGGUUUUCCUCAAGUACAUCCAUCGCAACAGCGUCACCAUGGCCAACAUCUCGGGCCACAGCGUCACCGUCUCCGGGGUGACGGGGGUCACGGAGGUCACGGGACACUCCCGGGUGCCGGAGCAGCAGGUCAAAGGUAUCCUCAGCGAGCUGCUCCAGAGGGAAAACAGAGUCCUUCAUUUCUGGACUCUGAAGAAACGUCGGCUGGAUCAGUGCCAGCAGUACCUGAUGUUCCAGAGCCACGCCCAGCAGGCUCUGGAUUGGCUGCAGCAGUCAGGUGAUCACUACCUGGCCGGACACACGUCGCCGGGGGCAACGAUGGCUGAGACGCAGGAGCUGCUGAACCAGCACAGAGAGUUCUGCGUGUCCGCAAAGCACACGCAGGAGAAGGUCCACCUGCUGAUCCAGCUGGCCGAGAGCAUGCUGGCCAAAGGCCACGCCCACCGCGCCGAGCUCCGCCGCUGCGUCUCCGCCGUGGACAAGCGCUACCGGGACUUCACCGUCAGGAUGGGACAGUACCGCCACCUGCUGGAGACGGCGCUGGGAGGCUGCGCUCAGGACAACAAGGACCUGGAGCUGGAGCUGAUCCCCAACAGUCUGUCCGACUCCGACCCAGAGGUCAACCUGUCCGACCCGAGUCACCAGGUCAGCGACGAGAAGAGGCGCUCCGCCCGCAAGAAGGAGUACAUCAUGGCCGAGCUGCUCCAGACGGAGAGGGUCUACGUCAGAGAUCUGCAGGAAUGCAUCGAGACGUACCUGUGGGAGAUGACGGGCGGCUCCGAGGACAUCCCAGUCGGCCUCGCCAACAAGGACGACGUCGUGUUCGGAAACAUCCAGGACAUCUACGAGUUCCACAACAGCAUCUUCCUGAAGGAGCUGGAGAACUACGAGCAGCUGCCCGAAGACGUGGGACACUGCUUCGUCACCUGGGCCGACAAGUUCCACAUGUACGUGACGUACUGCAGGAACAAGCCCGACUCCAGCCUCCUCAUCCAGCAGCACGGCGGCGGCUUCUUCGAGGAGGUCCAGCGGAGACACGGUCUGGCCAACUCCGUCUCCUCGGCCCUCAUCAAACCGGUCCAGAGGAUCACCAAGUACCAGCUGCUGCUCAAGGAGCUGCUGGCCUGCUGCGAGGAGGGCAAGGGCGAGAUCAAGGAGGGGCUGGACGUGAUGCUGAGUGUGCCGAAGAGGGCCAACGACGCCAUGCACGUUAGCAUGCUGGAAGGUCUGGAGGAGGGCCUGGAGGUGCAGGGAGAGCUGCUGCUGCAGGAUUCCUUCCUGGUCUGGGAGCCCAAGUCCCUGAUCCGGAAGGGCCGGGACCGACACCUCUUCCUGUUCGAGCUGUCACUCAUCUUCAGCAAGGAGAUCAAGGACUCGUCGGGGCGGACCAAGUACCUCUACAAGAGCCGCCUCAGGACGUCGGAGUUGGGGGUGACGGAGCACAUCGAGGGAGACCCGUGUAAGUUCGCUCUGUGGGUCGGACGCACGCCGACCUCCGACAACAAGACGGUGCUGAAGGCGUCCUCGCUGGAGCUGAAGCAGGAGUGGGUCCGCAGCAUCCGGCAGGUGAUCCAGGAGAGGCGGGGUCACCUGCGGGGAGCGCUGAGGGAGCCCAUCCCCCUCCCCAAGACGCCCAACCCCACCCUGGGACGGCAGCGUAGCAUCUCCCGCAGGGAGACGAGCGAGGACGCUGACAGUUUGGGUGACGCCAGCAGUCAGCCGGACACCGUCUCCAUCGCCUCCCGAACGUCCCAGAACACGGCCGACAGCGACAAGCUGUCCGGGGGCUGCGAGCUAGUGGUGGUUCUGCUGGACUUCUCCUCCGGAGGGCCCGGCGAGCUCGGCGUGCGCUGCGGCCAGACGGUGGAGCUGGUGGAGCGCUCGCCGGACCGGCCCGGCUGGUGCCUGGCCCGGACCACGGACCAGACCCCCCAGCAGGAGGGGCUGCUGCCCAUGAGCGCCCUCUGCCUGUCGCACUCCCACAGCGCCGGCGACAUGGAGGGGCUCCUGCCGGCCCCCACCACGGCCUCCAGCACCUCGUCCACCUGCACCACCUCCUCCUCCACCACCACUGCGUCCUCCUCCACCGCCGGGAGGGAGUCCAGUGUGAUCAGUUCUGAGGGUUCCGGUCUCCAGACUCAGACCAGCCAGAGUGCCACCUCCCCCACCGUGGCCGGAGCCGGAGCUCCAGCCGGAGCCGUCGGCUCUCCGGGACCCAAACGCAGCGGCUCUGGAACUGGAAACACCCUGAAGCGCUGGCUCACCAGUCCCGUCCGGAGGCUGAGUCAAGGAAAAGCUGACGGACAGAAAAAGCCCCCAAUCAGAACCCGGAGGCGGGACAACCGGUCAGAACAGACCACGCCCCUCACGGGCAACGCCCAGAAGGCCCGGAAGGAGGAGGCGUCGCAUAGUGGAGGGGAGGAGGAGCCUGAGGAGGAGAGCAGCACCCCUCUACCACCGCCAAUGCAGAUUAUCAAAGAUCCCAACAACCCCGAGGGUCUGGAUUCGGAUCAGGGCUCCAACGAGUCGGACACCGAGCAGAGGAACAAAGCGCUGCGAGGACGCAUGUUCGUCGUUAACGAGAUGAUCCAAUCAGAGAAGGACUACGUGAAGGACCUGGGCGUGAUCGUAGAGGGUUUCAUGUCCCGGCUGGAGGUCCGAGGGAUUCCUGAAGAGAUGAGGGGGAAAGACAAGAUCGUCUUCGGCAACAUCCAGCAGAUCUACGACUGGCACCGCGACUUCUUCCUCAUCGAGUUGGACCGCUGCGUCCAGAACCACGACCUGCUGGCCGACCUCUUCAUCAGACACGAGCGCCGCCUGCACAUGUACGUGGUCUACUGCCAGAACAAGCCCAGGUCCGAGUUCAUCGUGAUCGAGUACGAGAACUUCUUCGAGGAGAUCCAGCACGAGAUCAGCUGCAGGAUGUCCAUCAGCGACUACCUGAUCAAACCCAUCCAGAGAAUCACCAAGUACCAGCUGCUGCUCAAGGACUUCCUCAAGUACACGUCCAAAGCCGGGCUGGACUGCGAGGAGAUCGAGAAAGCGGUGGAGCUGAUGUCGCUGGUCCCCAAACGCUGCAAUGACAUGAUGAACCUGGGACGCCUGCAGGGAUACGAGGGGAAGCUGACCUCACAGGGGAAGCUGCUGCAGCAGGAGACCUUCUGCGUGUGGGAGCAGGACGGCGGCGUUCUGUCCCGCAGCAAAGAGCGGCGGGUGUUCCUGUUCGAGCAGGUCGUCAUCUUCAGCGAGCUGCUGCGUAAAGGCUCCAACAACCCGGGCUACCAGUUCAAGAGCAGCAUCAAGGUGAGCUACCUGGCCAUGCAGGACGGCGUGGACGGAGACCCCUGCAAGUUCGUGCUGUGGUCCCGCGGCUCGGCCGAGCGCUUCACGCUGCAGGCGUCGUCCGCCAGUAUCAAGAUCACCUGGGUGGAGACCGUCGCCGGGCUGCUGGACGCCCAGAACAACUUCCUGUCAGCUCUCCAGUCGCCCAUCGAGUACCAGAGGAAAGAAGGAGGCAUCUCCGUGACCCGGCCACUGUCGUCAGGGCGACCGCCCUCGGCCCCGCCCACGCCCAAUGGCCACGCCGCCCAGCCGGCCACGGACGGCGAUCCGGACGAGCAGGAGCUGGUUCAGGUGCUGCAGGACUUCGUGGCCGUCCGGGAGGACGAGAUCUCCGUGUUCCGGGGGGAGAAGGUCCAGAUCCUGUCGUCCAACCAGCAGGGUCAGAGUCUGGUCUACCGGCCGGCCAACAGCGACUCGCCGGCCGCCGAGGGCUGGGUGCCACGGAGCGUGCUCAGAACGCACUGACACACACACAGUCACACACGCACGCACACACAGACAGACACACACGUGCACGCACACACACACCUCAGUCAGUUUCACUCCAGAUACUGCGGGCUGACGGGGCCGGAGAGGCGUUGCCAUGGCGAUGUCGACCUGUUUGAUCAGAGUCUGGUUCAUUUAAAGUUUUGACCCGAAAUGAGAAAAUUCUAAGAUAUUCUGUGCACGUACGUAUUUUGUGUUAUUAAAAGUUGAAAUAGUGGUACCGGGACUGGAUUUGGCACCAGAGUGCAGACUAGCGUAGGUGUACUGUUGCCGUGGCGACGCCCUGGCGAACCGUUAGAGGGUCCCGGGCCUCGGGUCAGGAACCAGACCAGGUCGACAUCACCUCACACUUCAGGACCCGAACAGUGGUUGCAACACACACACACACACACACACACACACACACACACACACACACACACACACACACACACACACACGGACGCACACGCACACACACACACUAACUGCAGGUACUGUUAGGCUCCGCCCCCUUACCUUCCUGGUGCUUCAAGUUUCAGCAAAAACCACCUCUUCCUCGUGUCCCCGCCCCCGCCACGCCCCCUGGACCACCGACCCCGCCCCCUCCGAGAACCCUACAAGAACUACUUCCUGUGGGGGUGGGGUCAGCCAGAGUGAGGUCACAUGACCACGGCUUCAUCAGAAACACGAGCCCUCUGCGGGCGGUUCCGGCGGAAGCGGGACUCCGGAAGACUGCAGUUGCCUAGCAACCGGAGGAAAGGCGUAAACACCCGUCAGCCAAUCAGAACAGUGUUCAUAGCGUGUACAGAGACUGAGGACACGCCCCCCCAGACACGCCCCACCGCCGCCAUGGACGUGGGAAAAAAAAAAAAGGACAAACGCCAACAAACGCUUUGUGCGUCCGCCGAGGCGGCGUCGGCGUGUUUCCACGCGGGGGAUCCUCCGUGUAGCGUUGCCAUGACGACUCCUCAUGUAUGCAGUGGCGCCCUCUCAUUGAUUAUUGAUUAUGCAUCCGAGUUUGUGUAAAUAGACGA
Molecule: messenger RNA, 8089 nt
Organism: Cololabis saira (Pacific saury)
Lineage: Eukaryota; Metazoa; Chordata; Actinopteri; Beloniformes; Belonidae
Product: kalirin-like
Cellular component (GO): cytoplasm
Molecular function (GO): guanyl-nucleotide exchange factor activity; protein binding
Source: RefSeq, a predicted model, not a curated record